Molecule: messenger RNA, 3251 nt
Organism: Electrophorus electricus (electric eel)
Lineage: Eukaryota; Metazoa; Chordata; Actinopteri; Gymnotiformes; Gymnotidae
Gene: gpm6aa
Product: glycoprotein M6Aa
Biological process (GO): neuron projection development
Cellular component (GO): neuronal cell body; axonal growth cone; plasma membrane
Source: RefSeq, a predicted model, not a curated record
AGAAAGAGAGAGAGAGAGAGAGAGAGAGAGAGAGGAAGGGAGCGAGAGCAGGAGAGAGGGGCUAGCUCAGAGACCCAACCUCAGCCUCUAUUGUGCUGUGCAGGCAGGGGGAGGCAGAUAAGGAGCAGGCUUUACAGCCACGAGCACAACACUGGUGAUCACCGCAGAGUCGCCGCGAACCGGAGCAGAGACGACCAUGGAGGAGGAGCUGGACGAAGGACAGACCCAGAAAGGAUGCAUGGAGUGCUGCCUGAAGUGUGUGCGGGGCAUCCCGUACCCGUCUCUGAUCGCCACCAUCCUACUCUAUGCCGGCGUGGCGCUCUUCUGCGGCUGCGGUCACGAGGCCCUCACCGGCACUCUCACAAUCCUGCAGAACUACUUCGAGGUGGUCAGAGCACCUGGAGACUCCCUGGACGUCUUUACAAUGAUUGACAUCAUCAAGUACGUGAUCUAUGGCAUUGCCUCUGCUUUCUUCGUGUACGGCAUCCUUCUGAUGGUGGAGGGCUUCUUCACCAGUGGGGCCAUUAAAGACCUCUACGGAGACUUCAAGAUCACCACCUGUGGCCGUUGUGUUAGUGCAUGGUUCAUCAUGCUGACGUACAUCUUCAUGCUGGCAUGGCUGGGACUGACAGCCUUCACUGCUUUGCCUGUCUUCAUGUACUUCAACAUCUGGACCAUCUGCCAGAAUACCACCAUGCUGGAGGGAGCGAGUCUCUGUCUGGACCCACGCCAGUUUGGUGUUGUGACCAUCAGUGAGGAGAAGACGGUGUGCACAGGAACAGAGAAGUUCUUUAAAAUGUGUGAAUCGAAAGAGGUGGAUAUGACCUUUCACCUGUUCGUGUGUGCCCUGGCUGGGGCCGGAGCUGCCGUUAUCGCUAUGAUCCACUACCUGAUGGUGCUGUCGGCGAACUGGGCCUACGUGAAGGACGCGUGUAAGCUGCAGAAAUACGAGGACUGUAAGUCCAAGGAGGAGCAGGAGCUACAUGACAUCCACUCGACGCGCUCUAAGGAGCGCCUCAACGCCUACACAUAAGACAGGAAGACAGCGGAGAGGGGGGAGGAGCCUCAGUGCUCUCACUUCCUGUCUUGGGGAGUUUUGGCACUGGUGUUGUCUGACUGCUGUGUCAUGUUACUAACCCUAUGGCCCAUCCCUUACCUCUCGCACAAAUAUUAUUGUUGUUAUUAUUAUUAUUAUUAUUAUUAUUAUUAUUAUUAUUAUUAUUAUUAUUAUUAAUAUUAGGUAGAAGUAGCUGUAAUUUUAUAGAUUUUUACAUUAUAGUUUGAUUUUUAAUUUCUGAAGAUAUUGUGCAGGUGUUUUCUUUUCUUUUAAUUUUCUUUUCUUUCAUCUGAAUUAGUUCAGGAUUUUUUAAAAUUACAUUUAAUUUUAAUUUUUUUAAACGUCAGUAUUGGCUCAGUGGUGGGGUGGAAAGCUCAUUUAUCACGUGUGUGUCUCUGUGGUCUCAUUUUCACCCCAACUUCACACAAAAAGGAAAAACUAGAAAACAAAAUAAAUUUAGAUUUUUUGUUUAUUUCUUUUGUUUGUUUGUUUUAGUUCUAUUUUUUAAUCAGCGAAAGGUUUUUGGCCCGGAAGCAACAAAAGUCUUUGAUCACUCUGCAUUAUUUUGGAAAUAGAAAAAAAUAUAUAUAUCAAAAACAGAAAAAAGAACCAAAAUGAAUAAGAAAUGGCAAAUGUAUCAUAAAGUGUUUAUUUUUUUUCUACAAAUAUCAUUGCAUAGCUUAUCCAAACGAAUAAGAAAAAUGGUACAGAGUUUCAUGCUGUGCUUGUCCUGUUUUCCAGGAGCCCACAGCCAGUCAGUGUGGGGCUUGAAAUGUCUUUCAGAGGGAGAAUUAACAGUGAUAUGCAGUGAUAUUGCUCCUCUUCCGUGGAGUGUCACCAUCUCUGACUCCUUCUUGAGUAAUGACACAAUAAGGUCGCUACUGACUGACCUCCACACAUGCACAAGCUGACAGUGUUAUUCUCCACACCCACCCUCACGUUUAUUUUCCUACAGAUUAUAGAUACUGGUAAGUAGACAAUUAACUUUUUAUUUGAAGGGUUUAUUUUCUGCUUGUGUAAAUAGCCAUUCUGUAAAUGAAUACUUGUAUCGUAUGUAAGCACUUCAAUUUCAGGUGAAUUUGUUUGAGAUACAAAAAUACAUUCCACGUAACUAAAGGGGAGGGUGGGUGGAGAUGGUGGUGGUGAUGGUAUGAUUUUAAAAUCUUUAAAAAAGUGAAGAGAAUUCAGGCAAAGUAGCGUUUGUGAUCACUUUCCUGGUUAUUUUUUUUUCUUUUUUAAAGGGGAUUGUCACAACAGAAUCAAAUAUUCAAAGAUACUAUUACCUUGAUGGCAAAAACAAAAAAACAAAAAACAAAAAAAGCACACACGUUGUCUUGCUUACAAGUCAUUCUACUAUUGGACUAUAGAUUUGUCUUAUCAUUCUUAUACUGCUUGGCGAGCCAUGUUCUGUCAGUGUUUCUAAGAGCUAGUUUCGUGCACUUAUUUGACCAUUUUGUGAGCUCUCUCUCAGUGUAAGUGCAUUGGGAAUUCGGCUGCCCAGCUGGGUCCCAAUAACGUUAGGUAAAGACUGUGAACCUAGGUGUUAUUCGUGGCAUGGUCAUGCAUUUAAUGGUAAUCGUUUUUACUGGGUCCGAGAAAAAAAAAAAAAAAAAAAAAAAAAAAAAAAAAAAAAAAAAGAACAGAAAAAAAGAAUCAUUUCACCUUUUUAUGAGUUUUCAGUUUGUUAUCUGCGCCUGUCUUGCGGGCUAUGUCCUUUGCUCUCAUGAUGUGCGGUGCUUUGAGUCCUAUGCUAACUGCAUUGCCCUGCUACCCCUGCUGUUUGAUGGUAGUGUUUGGUUUGUAACUGUUUAGUUUGUGGUGAGCUCUAUUACUGCCCCGGGGUCCUCGCUCUGAGCCCUGUUACUGUUGCUUUCUGAACCGCUAUCCUGAUGCAGUCCUCUUUUUUGCCCUGCCCUAGCUUCCUCGCUCUCUGUCCUUCCCCUUCUCUCUCUCUCUCUCUCUCUCUCUCUCUCUCUCUCUCUCUCACUCUCUCUCUCUCUUCCCCCUCUGAACCCCCCUCCUCACUUUCUCCUUGUAUUAAUCUUUUGUACGUUCACUUAAGAAUGCUUUGUAGCAGGCCGUACCAUGAAUCUGUUUUGUACAUAAAUGUGCCAACCGCUUGACAGUGGCUUUUCUCAUCUGUAGGGACAAACUGCUUGCGUAAAUAAACUACACUGGUGUACUUGUUAAGAAA